Molecule: messenger RNA, 1068 nt
Organism: Penicillium soppii
Lineage: Eukaryota; Fungi; Ascomycota; Eurotiomycetes; Eurotiales; Aspergillaceae
Product: ankyrin repeat domain-containing protein
Exons: 1
Coding region: 1-1068 (355 amino acids)
Molecular function (GO): protein binding
Source: RefSeq, a predicted model, not a curated record
AUGUCAUCAGGCCAACAGCAGAUCACACUAAGUGAGCUCCAACAAGCGCGAGCGCAGAUGGCAACUUCCAGGCAACAAAGUACUGGCAGCAACCCACAGAUGCAGCCUCAGUCAGGAGCAAUGGGGUCCAAGUAUGAGGAUCUCCCUAUCAUGGCGCCUGGUGAUAUUAGCUUUUUCAGCGCAAAUCCCGGCUCAAUUGGUGAAGUUCCACCCUACUUCAAAUUUUUUGAAUUCGCCUGCCAACAGGGCCUCCUCGCAGUCGCUCAAUCCGUUAUCGCCAAUGAGAAUCCAACACCAGCUUUCCUUCAUCAUGGCCUUACAUGCGCUCUGGCAGCUGGCCAUGUUGAGAUUUCUCGAUAUUUACUCGCGAGUGGGGCACCAAUUGUCCGCGAAACCCCAAGCAAUAUAUUCUUUGCGCCUUACGAGUUGCAUGUCGCCCUAUUCGACCUUCUCAGUCAAUUUGGCUGGAGCCCUAACAUCCCAACCUUCUAUGGCGCUGUUUUUCUCCCUAGGACUGUGACCAAUCUCCCUCUUCUCCGGUGGUUCCUCGAUCUCGGAGCUGAUCCCACUGCAGGGCAGCCGCAAACAAGCAAUGAACGUCGCGGUGGAUCAGGAAACAGGUCAUGUGCUGCCCUUGAAGCAGCUGCCGUUCAUGGGACUGUGGAAGCUGUGGGUAUGCUCCUUGAUGCCGGUGCUCAGAUAAAUUUUGGUAUACCACUACAUUUGGCUGCUGGAGCUUGUCCCCCUGGCAAUAACCCCCAUGCUUCCCGUGUGAUACCGACCCGCAAAUUUGAUAUCGGUAGAAUCCCGAUCCUGGCUUUGCUGGUGAGUCGUGGUGCAGAUGUUAAUCGCAAAGAGGUCUCCCAACAUAUGGUGGCGCAGUAUCCGAUUGUCCAUGCGGUGAUGGCGGGAGCAACUGAGCGGGUUAGGUGGUUACUGGAACAUGGUGCAGAUCCUCAUGCUAGGGGAGAUUUCGGUACUGCAAUUGAUUAUGCGCGGGCUAUGCGUUAUGAUAGUAUCGUAAUGGUGAUUGAGGGUUUUCUAUCGAGGACGAACGCUACUGGUUGA